AUGUCCGAUAAAGAAGAACCCAGGUUUAAACUACCGACUUACGGAGCAUUAGUGCUAGAGAAUAAAGGUUCAGUUGCCAGAGAUCAUAUGGCCAAUGAAAGAACGUUUCUAGCUUGGUUAAGAACCAGCUUAACGUUUGUGACGAUUGGGAUUGGAGUGGCCCAGCUAUUUAGAUUGGAAGAGAAAUCUUCAAGAGUGAUGGUCAAUGGUUCCGCAAUAGAGUUGGUUUACGAUGACAAAUCAAAGAUAAUAAGAGGGUUGGGCAAGCCAUUGAGUACUCUAUGUAUAGUAUUAGGGAUUUGUACUUUAUUAAUUGGUAUUUUCCGGUUUUAUCAUACUCAAUUCUUACUAACUAAGUCGGUCUACCCAGCUACUAGGUUAGGAGUCGGGGUAAUUGUUCUUUUCAUAAUUGCAAUGGUUGUACUAUGUCUUGCAAUGUCGAUUAAAAUAGCCAUUGAUUAGCUUUAUUCAAUAUACAUAUUGGUUUG
Messenger RNA from Hyphopichia burtonii NRRL Y-1933, 488 nucleotides. Its product is annotated as YidH family protein. The coding region runs from base 1 to 462 and encodes 153 amino acids. The transcript has 2 exons. The record is from RefSeq and is a predicted model, not a curated record. NCBI's taxonomy places the organism in Eukaryota, Fungi, Ascomycota, Pichiomycetes, Serinales, Debaryomycetaceae.